ACAUUUUUGGAACAGAGCUGAUAUGGUAGUAGAUAUGGUGCCACCUAAAAGGCGCAAGAAACAUAAAAAAUGCACUAAUAAAAGGAAAUUUAUGCAAGCAACGAGUAGUAUUCGUAUGCAAAAACGUCUCGGUUUAGCCAAUAAUGGCUUUUGGAACUACCUGCGGGUGUACAGAAAGACGCAUCCCUGGCUGACGCCAAAAGACACGGUCCGAAAAGGAGCCAAGGCUUGGUGUGCACUUACAAGAAAGCAGAAGACAAAGUAUGAGAAUAUGGAACGAGCCUCAUCUGACAGCAUUCUUUCUUUUCUGAUCUAUUUGAUUGGCUAUUGAGACCUAUCGCUCACUUACCCUUGUCAGGACCCUCAUGAAAUCCCAAUCUGUGUAUUCCAAAUUAAUGUAUGUCUCAAAAUAUUAAAUCUACCUAUGGCCUGCA
This is a messenger RNA of Drosophila pseudoobscura, 434 nucleotides long. Its product is annotated as protamine-like. The record is from RefSeq and is a predicted model, not a curated record. Gene Ontology annotation, biological process: sperm DNA condensation; spermatogenesis. Bases 23 to 331 code for a protein of 102 amino acids. The transcript is spliced from 2 exons. Lineage: Eukaryota; Metazoa; Arthropoda; Insecta; Diptera; Drosophilidae.